This is a messenger RNA of Lycium barbarum (goji berry), 1362 nucleotides long. RefSeq lists its product as uncharacterized. The record is from RefSeq and is a predicted model, not a curated record. The transcript has 9 exons. The coding region runs from base 183 to 1175 and encodes 330 amino acids. Lineage: Eukaryota; Viridiplantae; Streptophyta; Magnoliopsida; Solanales; Solanaceae.
AAUAACUCCAAAAAACAACCUUAUCCGCCUCACCUUCCCCUUGUGGACACACUAUUUUCUUAACAAAACUAUAAACAAUAAUAAUUCCACAAACACAAAACAGAUGGGGUUUUGUAAAAGAAAAUUAAAAACAUCAAUAAUAUAAUAGUACUUGUACUAUAGAAAAACUAAAGUUUUAAAAAAUGCCUAUUGAAUUCGAUCUGCCCGAGGAAGUGUUGGAAGUACUGCCGUCAGAUCCAUUCGAGCAACUCGAUGUGGCGCGUAAGAUCACUUCCAUUGCUCUCUCCACGCGCAUCUCCGCCUUGGAAUCUGAAGCCGACGCGCUCCGCCGCCAGCUGUCGGAGAGGGAUGACAUCAUCAACGACCUUAGCUCACAACUCGACUCCCUCGACUCCUCACUCUCCGACGCCUCCGAUAGACUUACACGCGCCGAGCAAGACAAGGAGAGUUUGGUGAAAGAGAAUGCAGCGCUGUCUAAUACUGUCAAGAAGCUUAAUCGUGACCUUACUAAGUUGGAAGCCUUCAGAAAGACACUAAUGCGAUCGCUGAAUGAGGAAGAAGACAACCUGGCUGGAGCUCCAGAUUAUACUAAAAAUGGACAAACCCAAUCAGAUGAAGAUUCUUCCUUGCCGCCUGCAAAACCUCCUCAUCGAAGCCAGUCAACAGAGAGUGGAUAUUCACAUUCAGAGGAUGCCGAGUCAGAAACUUCUAGGCCUCGCAUAUCAGCAGGCCUGUUGUUAGCAUCACAUAGCAGCACCCCCCGUCUUACUCCUCCUGGUUCCCCUCCAAGUCUUUCAGCAUCUGUGUCUCCUUCAAGGUCGCCAAGACCACUAUCUCCAAGGAGACAUUCUGUUUCAUUCUCAACAGCAAGAGGCAUGUAUGAUGACAGAUCUUCAGUAUUUUCUACAUCCUCUGGUCAGCAUGGCUCGAUGUCAGGCCUUGAAACUGGAUCACAAACUGCACGAACUCGAGUGGAUGGGAAAGAGUUCUUCCGACAAGUCAGGAGCCGGCUAUCGUAUGAGCAGUUUGGUGGUUUUCUAGCAAAUGUCAAGGAAUUAAACGCGCACAAGCAGACAAAAGAGGAAACUUUGCGGAAAGCAGCUGAAAUUUUUGGUGAAGAAAACAAGGACCUUUAUACCAUCUUUGAAGGGUUGAUAAGUCGUAAUGCCCAAUAAAAUGUCCAAAGCUUGAACGUAAUCAUCCUACAAUUGGAACAUGUUACAUGUAUUUUUACUGUAAAGUGACUGAAUAAACUAAAUGUACCAAAAGUUUGUAAUUAUUGUUUCUCUACAUUGGGGCUUCUUCUUUUGUAACCCCGACUUAUUGUUUUAUAGCUUCACCAGCAAAAAAGAAUUCCAUGUA